CUCUCUCAAAGAAAUACCCCCUCAGAUCGUAUCCGAUCCAUACUUGUCGGAUAGCAUCUGAUCGAAAGGGGCUUCUAGGGUAAAAUACGGGAUGACGCAGCAAACGGCUUCUUCAGAGGUUAACGAAAACAAUGAAAGAUCGACGGCGGGAAACCAAUCAGAAAAAGAUCUAAACAGUUGGUUACCCAUCACUGCUUCGAGAGAGGCAAAAUGGUGGUACUCCACCUUCCACAACGUCACUGCAAUGGUCGGAGCUGGUGUUCUUGGUUUGCCCUUCGCCAUGUCACAACUUGGCUGGACUUAUGGAAUCUUAACCAUUAUCUUGUCAUGGGUGGUAACACUAUACUCAUUGUGGCAACUUGUGGAUCUUCACGAGGCGGUCCCCGGGAAGCGGUUUGAUCGGUACCCGGAGCUGGGAGAGCACGCUUUCGGGCCGCGCCUCGGCUACUGGACGGUGAUGCCAUCACAGAUGCUUGUCCAAGUAGGAUCCGACAUUGUGUACAAUGUCACCGGAGGCAAAUCUAUCAAGAAGGCGGCAGAAAUUUUAUUCCCAAAAUUUCAAAUCAGACAAACUUACUACAUCGUCUUCUUCACAAUGGUCCAGUUCGUCCUGUCCCAAGCUCCAAACUUCAACUCUAUAAAGGGCUUGUCUCUGCUCGCUGCUAUCAUGUCUUUCAGUUACUCAAUGAUAGCAUUUGUGACAUCACUGUUGAAGGGAUCGCACCACCACCCCUCCAGCUACGGCACGAGGCCGGACACGGCGGCCGGAAAAGUGUUCAACGCGUUCAAUGCCAUGGGGACAAUCGCAUUCGCAUUUGCCGGGCACAGUGUGGCCCUGGAAAUCCAGGCCACCAUUCCUUCAUCGCCGGAGGCUCCCUCGAAAAAGCCGAUGUGGAAGGGCGUCAUUUGGGCUUAUGUCAUCGUCUUCAUCUGCUACGUCUCCGUGGCGGCGUCGGGUUUCUGGGCGUUCGGAGAUCUGGUGGAAGAUGACAUUCUUAUCUCUCUUGAAAGGCCUUCAUGGCUCAUCGCAGUAGCUAAUGUCAUGGUCUUUAUCCAUGUGCUCGGAAGCUAUCAGGUUUUCGCUAUGCCGGUAUUCGACGCACUUGAAGCAUAUGUGGUGAUAAAUCUUGGAUUCACUCCUUCGGCCUACAUUCGCCUAUUCGCACGGAGUGCUUACGUUGCGUUUGUGGGGCUCGUGGCUGUUUGCGUUCCGUUCUUCGGCGGGCUGCUCGGUUUUUUUGGAGGCCUCGUAUUCUCGGCAACGUCCUACUUCAUGCCUUGCAUCAUAUGGCUCAUCAUAAAGCGACCAAAAAAGUGGAGUUUUCAUUGGCUUGCAUCUUGGGUCUCGAUAAUUGUUGGAGUCUUGAUUGCUGUGCUUUCACCAAUAGGGGGAGCAAGAGAGAUUGUGCUUCAAGCAAAAACCUACAAAUUAUUCUCAUAAAUAUAUACUCCGUCUAUAAGGCUAUCUUUUUUUUAGGAACGGAAAUUGUUUCUGGAUUUGUGUUCAUGUUUUUAAAAUUUCUACUGACUAAAUUAGGUAGUCAUGAGCACUAUGUUAAGGAAUGGCUAGUACUCUCCGAGUAUUAUGAUCAUGGAGAGGUUAUUGUUGAACAUUGUUAUAUAUGGUGGUGAUAGAUGACGGAUUAAUGGAUAAUAGAUGCUUAGAAAUUUUACCAUCCACUAUUCGAGAGAGGUACGAAUUUGUGAAUUUAAAGUUAAUUAACUCAUGGUAAUAUUUAUUGGAAAAUAUUCAAUUUAAGUGUC
Molecule: messenger RNA, 1764 nt
Organism: Cuscuta epithymum
Lineage: Eukaryota; Viridiplantae; Streptophyta; Magnoliopsida; Solanales; Convolvulaceae
Source: the annotation of a GenBank genome assembly